This is a messenger RNA of Aureobasidium vineae, 528 nucleotides long. The record is from the annotation of a GenBank genome assembly. Lineage: Eukaryota; Fungi; Ascomycota; Dothideomycetes; Dothideales; Saccotheciaceae.
AUGGGCACUGCAGCUUUCAACCAACUCCGCAGCCGCAAGCCGAGAUCUUGGGCGAUCGCUCUCAAGUACUUCGAGGACUACGUCAAGAAGAAUUUCGAUCCCAUGGAUUCUCAAGCGGAGUAUGAUGAUAACAAGUUCAAUGUUCCCCUUCCAGGUGCUGAAGAUGACAUCUCUGCCGGCAUUGAUUGCGGAUUCAUCACGUUGUCGACAGCCGAGGUCGGAGAGUUGUGCAGGCCACUCGUCUCAUCUGUCAUUGAUCUCGUGGAGAGGCAACGCAACGUGCUUGCAGCUUAUGGCAAGACUGCUAAGGGAGUUGUUCCAGUCGGAGGCUUUGGCACGUCGAAUUUUCUCUACAAGUGUCUCAAGUCUCGCUUUGCCGACGAGGAUCCCCACCUCAGUACACGCAGGCAGCUGAUGAGUCCGUGCCAGACCCAGAGACAAGCUUUGUCGUCCUACAGCCCGUCAAUGCCUGGACUGCUGUUGUCCGAGGUGCAGUCUUGUCUAGCCUGCAGCGAAAGCUUGUUCUAA